AUGAGUUAUCGAGCGGAUAAGAUAUUCGAAGCACUCGAAGAACAAAACCGAAAAUUGAACAAGCAUGUUGAAGAACAGGCUAAAACAACACCAGCAAACCGAUACGACAAAUCAUUUGAUGCGGAAGUCGUGUUGCUAGGGCCAGAUCAAAGAAAUAAUAAUCCUGAUCUCAAUCAAGAGAAUGUAUCGAAUACUGAGCAACCUGUUCGUGAUGAUAUUUUAGACGGCUCAGAUCAACUCAAUGAUAUGCAACAUAUGACUGAAUUUUCAUCAGAAACAAUCAGCAAACCUGGUGUUAGUAAACUAUCAUUACAGGAUGAUAGUACUGAGAGCAAUGAAGUUGGGACUAAGCUGUCGUUUCGAAAAAUCAUAGUAUCAUCAUACAACGAAAAUAGCGGUUCAUCAGAAGAAGAUCCAUUCUCCUCAGGUUCAAGCGAUAAUUAUGAACCGUCUAGCGAAAGUGAUUCGGAUUCCGAAACUGUCGAAAGUCCUGAUACACCAGUGCCGGCUGAGGAACCCAAAAGCACUUUUUCACGAGUGCUUAUGCCUGCUGAGGAACCGAAAAUCGCCGAUCCACCAGUGCCGGUUGAGGAACCCGAAAACACUUCCUCACGAGUGCUUAUGCCCCCUGUAGAACCCAGAAUCGUUGAUCCUGCAGUGCCGGCCGAGGAACUCGAGAGAACUAAUCCGCAAGUGUCUAUGCCUGCUGAAGAACCCAAAAUCGCUGAUCCACCAGUGCAUGUACCUGCUGAGGAACCCGAGUUCCCAGUAAAAGGCAAAAAGCGUGUCAAGAGGGUUGAGACAUGGGCCAAAGAAAAGGCAAAGAGACAGAAAAAUUCUGGAAAAGAAUACCAGUCGAAAAGUGGUAAUAUUGUUCAGGCAAAAAGCAUGAAACCACCGUGUCCAGUCAGGUGUGUUCUAAAGCGCGCUGACAAAUUUUCAGAAGAUUUCAGAAGGAAACUCUUUGAAGAUUUUUGGGAAUUGGCAUGCUUACAGCAACAGCGUGAUUUUUUAGGUGCAUGUGUUGAGCAACUAGAACUCAGUUAUAGAAGAAUUUCCGCAGCUAAUCCAAGGAAACCAAACUGUGCAUUCUAUUUACGUAAUAACGGGUUCUUCUCUCCAAAAAAAGAUCAAUGUGAUCUAUGCGAAUCAUAUAAAAACGCGAGCAAUGAUGAAAGAAUCAAAUUAGAGGAAAAGUACAACAAACACUCAGAAGAGAAGGAUCUUAGUAGGAAAGUUAAAACUGAAGAUAAAGAGAAGGCAAAAGAACAUGGAGUAAUUCUGGCCGUUUAUGAUUUGCAGGCCGUUCUGCCUGUACCCAUGGGCCAAACAUCCGCAUUUUUUUACAAAAGUCGCCUCAAUUGUUAUAACUUCACGAUCACAAACAUAGGUAAUGACCAAACAAAAUCAUUUUUCUGGCAUAAAGGACUCGGUCACAGAGGAGCAAUAGAGAUUGGGACUUGUGUUCUGAAUUAUCUUCAAGAAAUAUCAGAAAACACACCUGGAAUGGAUGUGAUCUUUUAUUCAGACAAUUGUGGAGGACAACAAAAAAAUAGGUUCCUCAUCGGUGCAUAUUUAUAUGCAGUAGGACGAUUUAAUAUCAAAUCAAUAACACAUAAAUACUUAAUUCGCGGUCAUACUCAAAAUGAAGGAGACGCAAUACAUAGUGUCAUAGAAAGGGCUCUAAAACGAACAAAGAAAUCUGGACCCAUCUACGUGCCAGACCAGUACAUCACAGUCAUUCAAAAUGCUAGGAAGAAGGGAAACCCAGUCGAAGUUAAAGAAAUGGGAUAUGCAGAUUUUGUUGAUAUAAAAUCGUUAUACGACGACAUGGGUAUCAAUAUCUCUAGAGAUAUAGAUGGUAAUGAUUUCAAAAUCAACAAUAUUCGAAUUAUGCAAUUUGAAAGAGGUGCUGACGUAUUCCGUUUCAAGACAAGCUACAAGCAAGAGGAGUGGAGUUUUGUUUCUUUCUGGCCGAGAAGAAGACGUUCUGAGUUGAAAGAUAUUGAAACAGUUACCCUCAAACAUGCAUAUUCUGAAAAUAUAAAAAUUUCUGAGAACAAAAGAAAAGAUCUCAAAUCUCUUAUCGAAGCAAAUAUCAUUCCCAAAUUUUACAGAUAUUUUUAUGAUACAGUUACAAACUGA
Phaedon cochleariae (mustard beetle) is the source of this 2145-nucleotide messenger RNA. Lineage: Eukaryota; Metazoa; Arthropoda; Insecta; Coleoptera; Chrysomelidae. The record is from the annotation of a GenBank genome assembly.